AUGGUUCUCCAGUGUGCAUCAUGCCGGCGGCGAGCUCCUCCGGGCAGCAUUGACUGCCCAUUCUGCAUUCCACCGACGAGGGGAAUGCACACCCAGGGUCAGUACGACGAGUACACCCAGCAACACCAGCUCUCGUUCCACGAACAGCAGCGCUCACACCCUGCACCACGGCAACCUCCACCGCCUUGUGCUAGUCCGUUUGGAGCUCCCCGGCCGUUGCGACCUUAUCCGCCACCGUCCGUGGGGACGUCGCGACAGGCUUCCCAGCAGCACCAGGCGUAUUAUCCACCACAACAACCCGCACAUGACUUUAGACAGCAUUUUGGACCUCAGGAAUACAGACAGAGUCAUUAUGGAGAAUAUCAAGAAGAGUAUAACCAGGAAAAAUACGGACAGGGUCAUUACGGAGAAUAUCAAGAAGAGUAUGACCAAGAAGAAUACGGACAGGAUUAUUAUGGAGAAUAUCAGGAAGAGUAUGACCAAGAAGAAUACGAUCGAGGACCAUACAAUCAUGGCCUCUAUCAAAACUCGGACAGCUAUGACAUGCAAAAUUCCCAAAGCUAUGCACCUCCAGGCGGCUCCCAUGGCCCCGCUUCUUCUUAUUUCCAAUCCUCUCGGGGCACUUCGCUUCGUGGAAACGGAAACCGAGGUCGGGGCUCGAGCUCAGGGCGUGGCCGCGGCGGUAGAUCUCGCCACCCGAGGGACAACGGAGCCUCCGUGCAACAAGAAUUUCGUCACCUCGAAACAUAUGUAGAAGGCAUGGUCGCUAGAGCUGUGAGCCAGCUGUCGGUAGCAGUUUCCAGUCUCCAAAGAGUGCAACCCGGUCUGCCCGCCACCACACCCAGUCAACCAGGCCCCACGGUUCCGCCAGCGACCUCAUCUUCUGUCCCUGCGCUUGGUCAAGAGCAAGGUGCGCCUGGUCAGCCUCAAGCCCCAGGUCCAGUGCUUCCACCACCGCCUAACCCUUCACACAACGUUGGCGGAUGGGGAAAGGCUGGAGACCCGCCUCUUCCACCGAGCACAGCACCGCAGAUGGGAAUUCACCCACAAUCAAGUCAUGCGAGUUCCCAAGGGGCUCAUCCAAACCGCCCAAGAACACCGCUCCCAGAGUCUGAUCUGCUAUUAAAGGUUGACCGGGGCAAAGCUCGUUUCAAACCUUUCGGUACCGCCAUCUGCUCACGCUGGAAGGGACCUCAUCCAGCGAAGAUUCAUGAGGUCGCACAAAAUAUGAUUCAGGUCUUCAGGCCAAAGGGCGAUGCUUCCAUCAAAGAAAAAUGUGGCAAUUGCGAAAACCCGGGACAUCUGAUGGAAGAUUGUGGAUGGGGAGAGUGGAAUGACCAUCCCUGGAACCCUCCACUUCCAGCUGGAUACGAACAGUAUUCCCGUCCAUAUCCACCCACCUUCCAUCUUCAGCCCUAUCCCAGAACACAUUAUUUCCCCAGCAGAUUUGGCCCUGAAGGCUACGCAUUGCCACUUCCACCUGCUUUGAGAUCUGGUCUUGUCGGUCUUGUGCACGUCAGGAAGGGGCAGCUGUACGGAAUUGAAGAGCUCGAGGCGAGGGCGACAAAUGCCAAGCCACCAGUACACGAUCCAAAGAAGCACAAGCCAUGGUAUGGGUUCAGGCCAGAUGGGAAACCCAAAUAG
This is a messenger RNA of Fonsecaea multimorphosa CBS 102226, 1644 nucleotides long. RefSeq lists its product as uncharacterized. The transcript has a single exon. Lineage: Eukaryota; Fungi; Ascomycota; Eurotiomycetes; Chaetothyriales; Herpotrichiellaceae. The record is from RefSeq and is a predicted model, not a curated record. Bases 1 to 1644 code for a protein of 547 amino acids.